Messenger RNA from Solea senegalensis (Senegalese sole), 2814 nucleotides. It is a transcript of the gene slc30a2, whose product is annotated as solute carrier family 30 member 2. The record is from RefSeq and is a predicted model, not a curated record. Gene Ontology annotation, cellular component: plasma membrane. Lineage: Eukaryota; Metazoa; Chordata; Actinopteri; Pleuronectiformes; Soleidae. Gene Ontology annotation, biological process: response to zinc ion; zinc ion transmembrane transport. The transcript has 8 exons. The coding region runs from base 65 to 1270 and encodes 401 amino acids. Gene Ontology annotation, molecular function: zinc ion transmembrane transporter activity.
AAGAAGAAAUAGAAAAAAAACCAAACAUUUAUUUCUGCUUCUUUUCCCUCACACUCGGACAUAAAUGGAUAAUAACGCGGCGAAUUCGGAGAAAUCGCAGCUGAUCCACGAGAAGAACGCAAAGAUGUAUUCUCUGAAACUGCAAAGCUCUUUUCCAGACUCCAAAGAGUCAUAUCCCGACUUCCCGUUUAAGAACGGCGGCGUGGCCGGUGCCAUCGAGCUGAAGCGUCCCGUGGGCGUCCACUGUCACGGCACCAGAGCGCUGGCGUGCGACGACAGCGCGGACAAGCUGCUCGCCAGGAAGAAACUCUACAUCGCCUCGGCCGUCUGCCUCGUCUUCAUGAUCGGCGAGGUCAUAGGAGGUUACCUGGCUCACAGCCUGGCCAUCAUGACGGACGCCGCUCACCUGCUGACAGAUUUCGGCAGCAUGCUGGUGAGCCUGUUCUCCCUGUGGAUCUCGUCCAGACCGCCCACCAAAACCAUGAACUUUGGUUGGCACAGAUCAGAAAUCCUUGGGGCGUUCAUCUCUGUCAUAUCCAUCUGGAUCGUCACAGGGGCUCUGGUCUAUCUGGCCGUCGAAAGGAUCGUAUCUAACGACUACGAGAUCGAAGGCCACGUAAUGUUAGCCACCUCCGGCUGUGCCGUCAUCGUGAACAUUAUCAUGGCGUACGUCCUCCAUCACUCGACCAUGCUCCACACUCACGGCAGCGGCUACCAGCACAUCGACGAGGACGGCCAGAGUCCCAUUGCCCACAGCCACGGCCACACACUCCUCGGCGGUGGCCACGGCAACACGAGCAUCCGUGCCGCCUUCAUCCACGUGGUCGGCGACCUGCUGCAGAGCGUCGGCGUCAUGGUGGCGGCGACUAUCAUCUACUUUCGGCCGGAGUACAAAGUAGCAGAUCCCAUCUGUACGUUCCUGUUUUCUGUCUUUGUCCUCUGCACCACCAUCACCAUCCUCAGAGACGUCUUCAGGAUACUCAUGGAAGGUUCUCCCAGAGGGAUCGAGUUUAACUCAGUGAAGGAGGUGCUACUCUCUGUGAAAGCUGUGAAGUCCAUGCACUGUCUGCACCUCUGGGCUCUGACUCUGGGACAAGCUCUGGUCUCUGUUCACCUUGCCGUAGAAGAGGGUGCCGAUCCUCAGUCUGUGCUGCAGGAGGCCACCGAUCUGCUCCACACCAAGUUUGGUUUCCACAGCAUCACCAUUCAGGUGGAGCUUUACUCUGAAGACAUGAGCUACUGCUCCCACUGCCAGGACCCCAGUGACUGAUACCGAUACUGGACUGAUACUGGACUGGACUGGACCUAACUGGACACGGAACGGCUCAGGCACAUUCUCAUUCUCUGUGGUUUUACUGCACCGGUGAGAUCUGUGUUCACAGUACAGAAAAACAUAGAAAGAGCCUUAGGUUGAGUGUUGUGUUCGCCAUUAACGUCACAAGGAAUCAGACCACAAAAAUCAUCCAUGUUUGGUUGUCAGUCAUUAAUGCUCGUGCUACAUGCUAACAAGAAAGACACCAAGAAAAUCCUCCUUAAAAAGGAGACGCACGGUGCUUCAGUCCGCAGUGUUUCAUUGGGGGAUUUAACAGUUAAUUGUAGGACAUUAAAUGGUACGAGAAAUCUACCUAAAGGCUAAAUGAAGUUGGAGACAAAAUUACCAAAAUGUUGCUCCUAUCCUAACAAAUAUGCAACACAUCCAUUAAACCUUUUCCAAUUCACUUUCUUCACAUCAUCUCGUUCACAUAAUCCUGUUACUAUAAUAUUUAUGAAAUUCAUAGAGGGAAACAAAGCAUGAACAACAGAAAACUUUCAAGACUUCCAAGCUACAAUUUUCUUUAACCGUUUUACUGUAGCUCUUUAAAGACCUAAAAAGAAAAGGAUAUAGGAUUUGUUCAUAUAAGAAGUACAUUUGCGUAGAUGGUGACCAGGAAAAACAUCUUGCUGGUGAAAAUAGCAAGAGGACUCACCUCUACAGUUCCCAAGAGCAUCAGGGAGCAACAGUGGCCUUCACAUACCAAAAAGGAUGUACUCACUCUCUCACAACUUUAACGACUUCCUUUUUCUUCGCUAAUUUAUGUAUGAAAUUUUUGUGUGGGGGCGGAGCUUCAAUCGUAAGCUUCUGGCAGCCUCUGUAAACCAAGACCUUUACCAUAACCAGGCCUAUGUUAAGGCCACAAACCCCAAAAACUUAUGCAAACAUACUUAAGAGUCGUAGUAUCUUUGAUUUCCGCCAAUGAACCCUCCUUACUGUUACAUACUGGACCUUUAUUUUGAAAUAUGAAGGCCAUGUUUUAAAUUUAUGCAACUAUUUCAGAAGGACUUUGUUUUUGGUUGUGCCGUCUGUCCAAGUGCUGUUUGAAAAACACUGCCGGAUUUUCAGUAUUUCAUGUUAAUUACGGAAAACUGCCAGACACAGGAGCUCAUGAUGUUCUUAAUUACUCUCCAGCACCACCACUGCUACUUAAGAAAUCUGAUUCCUGAUACAGUAAAUUAGUACACAGCACACUUUGCAAUGGUUUAAACAAACACUGUUGGUAUGAAGCACCUGACAGGGAAACGUGGAUGACUUUGACGUCUGUUGUUUCAAUGCUAAUGAUCAUCUACCAGGUUCUCACGCUAUGGUCCACACUCAUCUUAGCUUCAUUAGCCUGCUUUUAACCAAAGGUCCGUCACUAAGUUCUCCAGUGGUACCAACUUAUUUUGAGUUUGAGUCGUUGAAAAGUUCUUUCAACCUUCUUUUUAACGUGAAGUCUUUGAAAAACACCUCACCGUCUUCUCCUCUUCUGUUACACUAACUGUCCUUAUGCUCUCCUU